Molecule: messenger RNA, 1727 nt
Organism: Amaranthus tricolor (Joseph's coat)
Lineage: Eukaryota; Viridiplantae; Streptophyta; Magnoliopsida; Caryophyllales; Amaranthaceae
Product: cytochrome P450 76AD1-like
Exons: 2
Coding region: 113-1588 (491 amino acids)
Molecular function (GO): oxidoreductase activity, acting on paired donors, with incorporation or reduction of molecular oxygen; monooxygenase activity; heme binding
Source: RefSeq, a predicted model, not a curated record
ACUUACAAGUCACCCGGCUGCUGCAGCCUGCACUUGACUAUCUGUUGAACUUUAUGCUUAUAUAACCCCGGCAUAUAACCUAAUCAUAUAAACAAAACAUCAAAAACCAAACAUGAAUUACUACAAUAUCAUUCUAAUUCUGAUCCCCUUUAUCUGGGUUUGGAAACUGAAAUCAUCCUCUAAACUCUCAAGGCUUCCCCCAGGACCAAAACCUGUACCAAUCCUAGGAAAUUUGGGUCACUUAGGAGAUAAGCCACAUCGUUACUUAGCUAGUUUAGUUAAAACUUAUGGUCCUUUAAUCCACCUUAAAUUUGGAAGUAUAACAACCAUUGUUGUAUCUUCUUCGGCUGUAGCCAAAGAAAUGUUCCAAAAACAUGACCUUACAGUGUCCAGCAGACAAGUCUGCGCUGCACUUCGUGCAAAUGGGCACGACCAGUUCUCUGUAGUAUGGCUGCCUGUUUGCGCAAAAUGGCGUUCAUUGAGGAAAAUAUCAGCCAUCUAUUUGUUCUCGUCGCAAAGGCUCGAUGCAAGUCAAGCUCUUCGACAAGAAAAAGUGUCAAAACUAAUGGAAUACGUUAAUGAAUGUUGUAAAAAGGGAGAAGCUCUUGAUAUUGGAGUUGCAGCUUUUACAACUUCACUUAAUUUAUUGUCUAACACUUUCUUUUCAUUUGAUUUGGCUGGUUAUAGUUCUAGGGAUUCGGGAGAGUUUAAGGAACUUGUUUGGAAGAUAAUGGAGGAAAUUGGAAAGCCUAACUGGGUUGAUUGUUUUCCUAUGUUAAGGUUUUUUAGUAAGUUUAGUGUUAACCGUAAGUUAAUGGGUUAUGGAAAUAAAUUAAAUGAGAUUUUUGAGGAUAUUAUUCAAAAAAGGUUGAAUGAUUGUGAUGUUUGUGAAAAUUAUGGCGAUGUGUUAGAUACCCUUCUUCGAUUGAUGAAAGAAAAGGAAUCAGGGUUGACUCUUGCUGAUAUCAAGCAUCUUCUCAUGGAUUUUUUUACGGCUGGAACAGAUACUACAUCGAGCACUUUAGAAUGGGCAUUGACAGAACUCCUACAUAAUCCAGAAAAAAUGGCGAAUGUACAAGCUGAAUUGGACGAAGUCAUAGGCAAAAACAAGGUUGUUGGAGAAUCCGACAUCUCAAAACUUCCUUACUUACAAGCUACGGUAAAGGAAACACUUAGAAUGCACCCACCAACGGUGUUUCUGUUACCGCGUAAAGCAAAUAAUGAAGUUGAAUUGUAUGGUUAUGUUGUGCCUAAAGAUGCACAAAUAUUUGUUAACCUUUGGGCAAUUUCACGAGAUCCAAAUCAUUGGACAGAUCCAGAUUUAUUUUCACCUGAGAGAUUUUUAGAGCGCGAAAUUGAUAUGAAAGGACAAGAUUUUGGACUUAUACCUUUUGGAGCAGGAAGAAGAAUAUGUCCUGGAGAUACAUUGGCGAUUCGAAUGUUGAACCUUAUGUUGGGAAAUUUACUCCAUGGUUUCAAUUGGAAGGUUGGUGAUGGAAUUCGACCAGAAGAUUUGGAUAUGAGUGAUAAGUUUGGAAUUACAAUACAAAAGGCUCUACCUCUUCGUGCCAUUCCAAUUUCUAAAUAAAACGACUGCAAUUUCAAAACAUAAAAAUACUGCCCAUGCCAAAUCGGAUAUCAUGUGUAAAAUUGUCAACCAUUGAAUGUAUUCUUGCACUCAUAUUACUCUCAAAUGCUCAAUACAAGAGAAUUAUUUCGCCCACAAA